UAAUUUGGUGAAGAAGAAGAAGAAGAUGGGAUGCUUUCCAGCCUGUUUUCGCCAUUGGAAUCAUCAUCAUCAUCAUCAUCAUCAUAAUUCACAAACCUUGAAAAAAUUUCAAGAUCAGGCUGUGUCUCCCAGCCAUGAUGAAACUGCCACUCUCUUAGCUCCGACCACCGAAUCGCCGAAACAAGAAGAAGCGAUCGAUAGUCCCGUAAAACUCGUUUCAGAAUCCGAAACCAAGAGUAGUGAAGAGCAGACGAAUGUUAUUGGAAGAAAGGAAGCCGUUUUCGAUCAAUCAAACAUCGAGAUAUGUACUAAUGAACUAAUUACGAGCAGCAAAACCGACAAGUUGGCGGAGAUCGAAAACGAGCAAGUAAUUGAGAACAAGAUCGACGAGAAAGAUUUGAUCCUUCAGGACAAAGAAUGUGUAUUAGCUGCUAUAAACUCGAACGCUAAUUCCAAUGAAGAGGAGGAAUAUUCCUCUGAGUCGUCGUUGUUUUCGUUAUCCAUAGAUUCAAGAAGACGAAUUUAUGCCGUGGAAAUCGGAGAAAAAGAGGUCACCAGUUCACUAAAGCCCACGGAAAUCUCACCCAAGAAAAUCGAUCAUCACCCGUUAUCUUUCAAGAACGACGAUGAUGACUACGACAAGGAGAAUGCCGAAGAAGAGCCGUUGAUAAUAUUAAAGCAAUCGUCAUUUGACGAGUCGUCGAAACGGCGUGUAAUAAGAAGGGAGAGUGAAACUGCAGUUAGCCUUUCGAGCUGGUUGGUUGGAUCUGAAAAGUCGUCGUCGUCGACACCAUAUAAAACAUGUGAUGGAAAUUCCAACUCACCCGAGAGUGAGAAGAACUACAUUGGAGAUAGACGAAUUUUAGGAGAAAUCAAACAUUUGAAUGAGGUUUCAGUUUCAUGUGGUGGUGGUGGUGGAUUGGCGGCAGCGGGCGGCAAAGCUGAUAAUCAGAUGGAAAUCGGCACGGUGGGGAGAUACUGGCGGCAGACGAGCAUGGUGAACGGGCAGAGAAAUGUUUCGACUCGAGUCUGAAAACGGAAAAAGUUUGUUCAGUCUUUUUGUUUAUUUGUUUGCUUGUUUGUUUCACAAGCAUUACAUGUUGAUGAGUUUAGUGAAGUGUGUUCAUCCUUAAAUAUAUAUAUUUUUUAUUGAAAUUCUUGACUCUCACCAUCACCGACCAUCCUCCGUCACCUCCGCCUCCCUCCGCCACCACCACCUUCGCCGCUACUCCCUCCCUGUGGGUAUUAGUCGUCACCACACUCUUCUCCCUCCUUCUCGUCAUCUCCCUCACCGGCCACCAUCCCCUGGCAACCCCGCCCCUCCCCUUUCACCCACCACAAUCGCCGCCUCCUGUUCGACGACAACCAAAACAAGUAAACCACCCCGCGUUCAUCUCGCCCCCAUUUCUUAGCCUACCUCAUUUUCAGGGCUGCCCAGAAUAUCCACGUCAUUGGCAAGACACUAAUUAUUUUUGCUCUGUUUGUGUGUUUUUUGGCUAAAAUACUUUGUUUGUAUAUGUAAUGUUAAUUUAUUUUUAUUGAGCUUGUUCAUUCUGCUACAUUGAGGAAGUUGAUUCACCUAUUGUUUGUUUUGUAUGUAUCGAUAUUCGAUAGUACGUUUUAGAGCAUUGAUUUGUAUCAAAAUUACAUUGGUUAUCUAUAAUUGAUUUACAU
This is a messenger RNA of Erythranthe guttata (spotted monkey flower), 1674 nucleotides long. RefSeq lists its product as uncharacterized. The record is from RefSeq and is a predicted model, not a curated record. Lineage: Eukaryota; Viridiplantae; Streptophyta; Magnoliopsida; Lamiales; Phrymaceae.